AUGACAAGUCGAAUACGAGUCAACAGUGUGCCCUGGCAGCCAAAAGGGCCAACCGUGUCCUGGGACACACCAAGCACAGCAUUGCUAGCCGGUCGAGGGAGGUUGAUUGCCCCAUUCUACACUGCGCUGGUGUGGCCCUACCUCAAGUACUGUGUGCAGUUUUGCAUGCCUCAACUUAAGGACAUCAAACUGUUAGAAUGUGUGCAGAGGAGGGCGGCCAAGGUGGUGAAAGGCCUCGAGGGCAAGACUUUGGAGGAGCAGCUGAGGCGGGAGCCCGGGUGGGGACCCUCGGCCGAGCGCCUGGGACCGUCGUCCGGCCUCAUCCCCGGGGGAAAGGCGGGGCGGGCGGCCGCUCCCCGCCCCCGGCACUGCGGCGCGGGGCCGCGGCUCCGGGGCGGUAGGGGGCGCUGGGCGGCCGGACGCUGGGUUGGGCUGGGGGGGGGGGGGCUGGCCCUGGGGGCGGGCUGGGCGGGGGGGUCGCCGGCCCUCUCCGGGGGUCAGUCCCGCCGCAGGAAGCAGCCGCCGCGGCCGGCCGACUUCAAGCUGCAGGUGAUCAUCAUCGGGUCGCGGGGGGUGGGCAAGACCAGCCUGAUGGAGCGCUUCACCGACGACACCUUCUGCGAGGCCUGCAAGUCCACCGUGGGUGUUGAUUUUAAAAUCAAAACAGUAGAGCUAAGAGGAAAGAAAAUUAGAUUACAAAUCUGGGACACAGCAGGUCAGGAGAGAUUCAACAGCAUUACCUCAGCUUAUUACAGAAGUGCCAAGGGAAUUAUUUUGGUGUAUGAUAUCACCAAGAAGGAAACAUUUGACGAUUUACCAAAAUGGAUGAAAAUGAUUGAUAAGUACGCGUCAGAAGAUGCAGAGCUUCUAUUAGUUGGAAAUAAACUGGACUGUGAAGUUGAUCGAGAGAUUACUCGGCAGCAGGGAGAAAAGUUUGCACAGCAAAUAACUGGGAUGCGGUUCUGUGAAGCAAGUGCCAAGGAUAAUUUUAAUGUGGAUGAAAUAUUUCUAAAACUUGUUGAUGACAUUCUGAAAAAGAUGCCACUGGAUGUUAUAAGAAAUGAAUUGUCCAACAGUAUCCUGUCCCUGCAGCCAGAGCCAGAAAUCCCACCAGAACUGCCUCCUCCAAGGCCACAUGUCCGUUGCUGUUGACUUGUUACUCCAUACAGAGUGAAAAGUAGGAGCGGGAGGGUGAAGGAAGUAUCUGUACUACUCUGCACUACAAUCAUUUGGCAGUUUCUUGUUGCACUUUGUUAUUCGAGUCAGAGCUACACACUAACUUGUAAAUAUGCAAAUAUGCAAUCCUGUGUAGGAUUCAGCUAUAACAUUUAAUUAUUACCCCUCUCCCUCACAAUGAUGUUUCAUUCAUUGCCCCAGUGUUAUAAAUACUGUACAGUCGGUGGGAAUUUACUACGCUUCCAGUCGAGGAGGAGGAGAAAUUAAAUCUAUACCUAUUCUUGACA
Calidris pugnax (ruff) is the source of this 1463-nucleotide messenger RNA. It is a transcript of the gene RAB12, whose product is annotated as RAB12, member RAS oncogene family. The coding region runs from base 1 to 1152 and encodes 383 amino acids. The record is from RefSeq and is a predicted model, not a curated record. The transcript has 7 exons. Gene Ontology annotation, cellular component: endosome; plasma membrane; trans-Golgi network transport vesicle. Gene Ontology annotation, molecular function: GTP binding; GTPase activity. NCBI's taxonomy places the organism in Eukaryota, Metazoa, Chordata, Aves, Charadriiformes, Scolopacidae. Gene Ontology annotation, biological process: regulation of exocytosis; Golgi vesicle fusion to target membrane; Rab protein signal transduction.